Messenger RNA from Humulus lupulus (European hop), 2203 nucleotides. RefSeq lists its product as uncharacterized. The record is from RefSeq and is a predicted model, not a curated record. The transcript is spliced from 2 exons. NCBI's taxonomy places the organism in Eukaryota, Viridiplantae, Streptophyta, Magnoliopsida, Rosales, Cannabaceae. The coding region runs from base 327 to 1574 and encodes 415 amino acids.
AGUGUAGCAAAACAACAUGUACUUGUCUCGUAUUCAAAUGCAAAAGCCCGCCAUAUACACUAACUUUUUCUUCUAUUACUAUUACUAGCUAGCUACUACAACUACUACUCUACUACACCCAAUGACCAAAUUUUAAAUCUCUCUUUUUCAGUUUUGUUUUCACAAAGCUUUUCAUAUCUUUUCCUCUCAAUUUGAACUAAUAUUCCUUCUCCUUUUUCUUUUUCUUUUUUAAUUAUUAAAAAGUUGAAACACAAAAGUAUUAUACUCAACAAAAAGCUCUACACUCUCUGUUUUCUCUUUCACUAGAGAUUUUAGCCUUAGUGAUCAUGAAGCUUCUCUUAUCUUCUUCUCCUUCAUCAUCAUUAUCAUCCACUUCUUUCGAUACCAGAGUUUAUAAUUCAAAAACAGCCACCACCGCCGGAUGCAUAGCUGGGAUUUUGCGCAGAAUUCUCUGCUCCGGUACUCUGCCUACGCACCCUUCUGAUCAAACCACAGAAGAAACUAACUCGCUUGAGUUAGAUUCGAAGGUUACGACUCCUGGAACACCUGGGCUCGUGGCGAGGCUAAUGGGUUUGGACUCGUUGCCGGAGCUCGGUUCGGAUUGGGCACAGUUGAGGCCCAAGAAUUCAGUUUCCCGUAGCCGGUCGAUGAAUUCGGCAGACCGGGUUCCGGGUUCCGACGAUUCAAUGCACCGGAGGGUGAAGUCCACGACGUCGUUUCGGGAGAUUCCGGCGUUUCUUGAGCUAGAGAGUGAAGAAUUCUUUAUACUCAGUUUCGAGAAUGUGAGCGAGAGAAGAGGAAUUAGAUCGAAGGAGGCAAAACGCGGAAAGGGUUUUGGAGAAGCGAAGCAGAGAAGGGAAAAGAAAAGCGAGAGAGUCGAAAAUGGCGAAGAAGUAAGAAAGGUGUUGCGCGACUUGAAUGGAAAAGUGUUGCAGAGUAGUAGGAGAAGAAGUAGUACUACUAAAGUGAAUUGUAAUAAUAACAAUGGUAAAGAUUCAACUGUCACGAGAAACUCCAACGUGAAACGACAUGUCGUUUCAGAUCAAGUAGAGCUGCCCACUGUAGUGAAACCAAGCUUGAACAAGAAGAAGAAGAAAAAUAUAACAAAUUUUCAAGGUGUUAGGACAGUAGAAGAACAACCUGAUCCUCAGCAGUGUACCUCGGAAGAUGCAAGCCCUGUUUCAGUUCUUGAUUGUGGGCAGUUCCUUAUUGAUCCCGAAGUUCCUAUAUCAGAAGUGGAUUGUUGUAGCUCAACAACUUCAAACUCAAGAAGGAAAUUGUCAAUGGAGAUUGAAAACCACAAGAAAUUGUCUCCACGUAGAGAUAAUAAUUUGAUGGGUGAGGAAAGGAAGACAGAGAAAAAGCAUAUGUGGUCAAGGAAGGAACAGAGCCGUGAUACUCCUGAGAGUUCAGAGAUUUUGGACGAGAUUUGCAGUAUGAGUGAGACGGAGUUGGUUGAAUCGAAUUGGGUACAAAGAUGGAGUUUGAACCACGAAGAUUUUAAGAGCAUUGGUGAAGAGUUGGAGUCAAAGAUUUUUGGUCAGUUGGUAGAAGAGAUGGUAGAUCAAAUUUGAAUUUGUAAGAUUUUUACUAAAUUUUGUAAAUCAACCAUUAUAGCAAUGUAACUCCACUUAAUUAAAUACUAAUAAUAAGUUGUAAGCUUGAUUAACCAUAGUUCAUCGCUAAGGAAGUUUUGUUAUUUUAUGUCAUGUGUAAAGUAUGGUGUUUAGACAUUUAUUAUUCCCUAAUUUUUAUGAGCAAAAAUUCUGAAGUCUGCAAGGUAAAGUAGUUGAACUACUUUUUCAGUGUCAUAUCGGAACAAGUACAAGUUUGGAAUAUGCACAAAUCUUUUUUUUUUUUUUUGUAUUUUUUGCGAACAAAAAUAUUAUCAUAUUACUGAUUUUUUUUUAAUAAAGAUGCUUGUUUAAUUCUCAUUUAAAAAAAACACUUGAAAUUCUAUAAUACUUAAAUGUUUUAAUAAGCCUGUGGACAAAGUAAUAAUUCAAGAGAAUCCUAGUACGUGGCAGCUUUGUUGAAAAGUCCCUGCACUAUGGGCUAGCACACUACUCAAUGGCCAUAUACAUUUUGUUUUGCUUUGCUUUUUCAUUUUUUUAUGCCUCGUUCUGUUGAUCUUUUUUUUUUUUUUUCAUCUCUAACGCUCUCGAUUUUAAUAUAUCGGACACACUUUCUUAAUUUAAAAAUA